GGGUUGCCGGAGGCUCCCGGUUCCGGACGUCUCGCCGGUGGCUGGGGAGACACACUUGUGUUCUUCAAGUGCUGACGGGCCGCGGCGGCGGACCCAGGGCUCUGGCGGCAUCACGGAGGCGCAGGCUGUGUCCGAGGGUUCGGGGCCGGGCGCCCCCGGUCCCGGGACAGCCCCUCCGGUGACGGUACUAGUGAUGCGGCAAGACGAGGCCGCGGCGGAUGGCGCGCUAAGGCCGGGCCCGGCAGGGAGCGAAGCGGCGGUGGAUGCGGAGGACGAGGCGGGGGACGACGACGCCGACCUGCUGGACACUUCGGACCCGGCGGGCGGCGGCGAGAGUGCGGCCAGUCCUGAGGAGCUGGAGGACGAGGGUGCCGAGGGCGGCGGCGGCGGGGCGCGCAGGCGGGGUUCCAAGACCUGCACCUACGAGGGCUGCCGCGAGACCACCAGCCAGGUAGCCAAGCAGCGCAAGCCCUGGAUGUGCAAGAAGCACCGCAACAAGAUGUACAAGGACAAGUACAAGAAGAAGAAGAGCGAAGAGGCCCAGGGCUCCGGCGGCGCCUCGGCGGCCAGCGCAGGCAAUGUCAAGCUGGAGGAAAGUGCAGACAACAUACUCUCCAUUGUCAAGCAAAGAACAGGAUCUUUCGGGGAUCGCCCUGCAAGGCCUACUCUGUUAGAACAAGUGUUAAAUCAGAAAAGACUGUCAUUACUAAGAAGUCCAGAAGUUGUCCAGUUUUUACAGAAACAGCAGCAGCUAUUAAAUCAACAAGUUUUGGAGCAAAGACAGCAGCAGUUUCCAGGAGCACCAGUGUGAGUGGCUCACAAACUCUGAUUUCUCUUACUAUAAUGGAUGGAUGGACUUUUAUAAUAAAGGUGAUAUCCUGAUAGUCAGGCAUUGGUGGUGCACACCUGCAAUCCCUGUACUUUGGAGACUGAGCCAAGAAGAUCCCAAGUUUGAGCCAGCCUGGACUACAUAGCAAGCUUCUUUCUCAAAAAGAAAAAAAAAGAGGUAGAGAGAGGCUGUUAGCAAAAAUAUUUUCCUGUAAAUGUGCGUGUGCAUUUGGGGAUAGAUAAGUAUUGCAUUUUUGCAUCUAAUCCUUCCAGAUUGCUAUGAGUUUGAAAAAAAUCACCUUUACAGUUUUUAAUGUUUUUCUUCAGUUGUGCGUACUGGAGCUAAUGAGGCAGUUACUUUCUGUGGAAGUUAUAGUUCAGAGUAAUAUCAGUUCAUCCAGCACCAUGAUUCUCUCCGGAGGCAUGGAACGGAGUGUUUAGGGUUGUCCUAGAGACAUUAAACAUAGCUAGGCUGGGGUGAGGGGCCAGGAAUACUGAAUGUUUUCAGGGUCUGUGAUGUUCCCUUGCCAUUAAUGCACCUCAGCUGCAGCGAUAACCUGAAGUCAGAGUGCCAAGGUCAGGUUCUCGUAAUAAUCGUUCUUUACAGUUCAGACAGACUCUGUGAGAGCUGAGCGUGCUCACACCUGUGAAGAGAGUGAUCGUGUAAACUACAGAGCGCACAAAGCUGGCACCUUGACUGUUGUGUCUCUCUCCUCCAAGGCAGACCAUCUCUUGAAUUUGUCAACAGUUUAGACAUCUCAGCCCGCCAAGGCCAGGGCAGAAUUGGUUUUCUUAUAUUCAUUUAUUCUUACGUUCUUCAUAAAGGAGAUCCUGAAAAUAGAGGAACACUCCACAUUUUGUCAGUGGUUUUCAGAACUAACUUUAACUCUUAUUCCUAAGUACUAUUUAUUAAAAGAUUCAUGAAUUAUUUUUUUCUUUUACUUGCUCCUAAGAAAACUUUCAAAAGGCAAAAAUACCAUGAGAUGAAGACUCAAAUGUCAAGAGUAUAUCCAGGAGUAGGUUAAUAAAUGUGUCACAGGCUGAACUCUGCAGAAGUGUGUGGUUGGUUCCUAGGCUCUGAAAUGUACAUGAUGCUAAGCUUACAGCUAUUAUAGUAAGUACUCAAGGGCUGGGGAUGAGAUUAGCCUUAGAGCACUUGCCUAGCCUGUGCAAAGGCCCUCGAUUCAAUUCCCUGCAUCACCACCACAACAAACAAAUAGAGGGAAAAGGGUGUUUUUCUCCAUUUUGUGCUGUACACUUGUGUACCUGAAAAAGACCAUUUUGCCAAAAUCAUUAAAGUCCUGUUGUUGACCUUUGA
Molecule: messenger RNA, 2146 nt
Organism: Microtus ochrogaster (prairie vole)
Lineage: Eukaryota; Metazoa; Chordata; Mammalia; Rodentia; Cricetidae
Gene: Rfxap
Product: regulatory factor X associated protein
Biological process (GO): regulation of transcription by RNA polymerase II
Cellular component (GO): nucleus
Source: RefSeq, a predicted model, not a curated record